Molecule: messenger RNA, 4063 nt
Organism: Spinacia oleracea (spinach)
Lineage: Eukaryota; Viridiplantae; Streptophyta; Magnoliopsida; Caryophyllales; Amaranthaceae
Product: WEB family protein At3g02930, chloroplastic
Exons: 3
Coding region: 356-3745 (1129 amino acids)
Biological process (GO): reciprocal meiotic recombination
Source: RefSeq, a predicted model, not a curated record
GUCCAUUUGAUUGAUACACCCGUAUAGCAGUAGUGCCCGUAGUGGGCACCGAAGCAGUCAUUAGGAGAGAUUAGAACGGUAGUACAGAGAGAAAGACAGACAGACAGAGAGAGGAAACUGAAAAGGAAAGCUGAAACAAAGCAACAAUUAAAUUAAAGAGAGAUCUCAAUUCACUUUCUUUUUUCUUAUGGUUGUUAAAUAUUAAAAUCAAACCCAUUAUUAUUAUUUUUUCUGGAAUUAUCUCCUCAAUAUUCCCCCUUAAAAUGUCAGAAAUUUAGCACCCAUUUCCUUUCAUUAUUGUUAUUUUUUUUGGGUAACUUCAAAAACAUCUUUAAAUUUGACUUGCAGAGCACCCAUGUCUUCGAAGUCCAAAUCUGAUACUCCCAGCAGCAAGCCUGCUUCACCUAUGCCAAGAGUAGCCAAAUUAGGUAAGGCAGGAUCACUUAAAUCAGAUGCUGAUUCACCUUCUCCAAACCCGAAUUCACGGCUGUCGAUCGAUCGGAGUUCACCACGUUCUAUUACUUCGAAGCCGGCCAUUGCUCGAUCCACCACUCGAGUUUCGACCCCUGAAAAGCCACUGCCGCGUAUUUUUAAGCCAUCAGAGUUGCAGGCCCAAUUAUCAGCUGCACAAGAUGAUCUGAAGAAGGCAAAAGAUAAGUUGACUUUGGCUGAAAAAGAGAAGAAUCAUGCACUCAAUGAGUUGAAAGAGGCAAAGAAACAAGCUGACGAGGCUAAUGAGAAACUUCAGGAGUCUUUGGUGGCUCAAAAGAGAGCCGAAGAUACUUCAGAGAUUGAAAAAUUUCGAGCUGUUGAAUUGGAGCAAGCAGGAAUUGAGACCGCGCAGAAGAAGCAAGAAGAAUGGAAAAAAGAGUUAGAAACUGUGAGGAGUCAACAUGCCUUAGAUAUGACUGCUCUUCUCACAGCUAAUGAAGAGCUUCAAAGAAUCAAGCAAGAGCUGGUCAUAGUUACGGAUACUAAGAAUCAGGCUCUUAGCCAUGCUGAUGAUGCCACCAAGAUUGCUGAGGUUCAUGCUGAAAAGGUCGAACUCCUCUCAGCUGAGCUUGUGAAGUUGAAAGGUUUGCUUGAAUCAAAGGAUGAUGAUGGAGAUUCGAAGAAUGGGUUGGUUGCAGAAUUGACGUCAGAAUUGGAUUCUUUGAGGAAAGAACUUGAAAAGGCUAAGAACUUUGAGCAGGAACUCCACGAGAAAGAUAAAUCUUAUGAGAAGAUUGUGGCAGAUUUAAAAUUGGAGCUGGAAAUCCUCCGGAAAGAGCUUGACCAGGCAAAGACAUGUGAGCAAGGCUUGGUUGAAAAGGAGAAGUCGUAUGAAAAGGUUGUGGCGGAACUUAAGUUGGAGAUGGUUUCUUUGCAAGAAGAGCUCAGAAAGGCGAAGAUUGGUGAGCAGGAUUUCAUAGAGAAGGAGAAGUUUUAUGAAAAUAUUGUAGAAGAACUUAAAACAGAGUUGGGUUCUUUACAAGAAGAGUUUGAGAAAGCAAAGGCCUUCAAAGUAGAGUUGAUUGAGAAAGAACAGUCCCAUAAGAUGAUUGUUACUCAGUUACAGUUGGAAAUUGAUUCUUUAAAGAAAGAACUUGAAAAGGCAAAGUAUUUCGAGGAAGAGUUGACUGAGAAGAAGGCAUCCUAUGACGAAACUGUUAUGGAACUCAAGUCAGAUAUAGAUUCCCUAAAGCAAGAGCUUGAAAAGGCCAAGAGCCUUGAGGUGGAAUUGGUUGAGAGAGAGAAGUCAAAUGAGAAAAUUUUGAGGAACUUUGAGUCGGAGAUGCAUUCUCUACAGCAAGAGCUACAAAUGGCAAUGGGCUUUCAGGAGAAGUUGUUUCAGAAGGAAGAGGCUUAUGAGCAGCUAAAUGUAGAGUUGGAAGCCGCGAGGAUGGCUGAGUCUUAUGCCUUGAAUUUACUGGAUGAAUGCAAAACCAGAGCUGAAGAAUUGGAAUUUAAGGUGACCGAGUCAAAUAGAUUAGAGAGAUCAGCAUCUGAAUCAUUAGAGUCGAUUAUGAAACAGCUCGAGGGAAAUAGUGACUUGCUACAUGAUGCAGAAUGUGAAAUUGCAGGUCUUAAGGAGAAGGUUUCACUGUUAGAAAUCUCACUUGAAAACAAGAAAGGAGAUUUGGAGGAAUCAGAUCAUCGUUUCGAGAAAGCAAAUAAAGAAGCUAGGGAAGCAGCCAGCAAGAUGGAAUCUCUGAAGUCUGAGCUUGAAACUGUGAUGGAAGAGAAAGCACAGGCUCUCGAGAAUGAGAGGCUUGCAGCUUCUAGUGUCCAGGACCUGUUAGAAGAGAAAAACAAACUCAUCAAUGAGCUGGAAACCUUGAAAGAAGAAGAGGAGAAGAGCAAGAAAGCAGUGGAGAGCUUAGCUUCAGCUUUGCAUGAAGUUUCUGCUGAAGCAAGAGAGGCCAAAGAGAGUCUGUUAUCAAAUCAAGCAGAGCAUGAAAACUUUGAAACCCAAAUCGAGCAUCUGCAGCUGGUUCUUAAAGCAACGAGCGAGAAGUAUGAGGUUACGAUUGAAGAUUCAAAACGAGAGAUCGAUCAUCUUACAAGCACAGUGGAACAGUCAAAGAUGGAUUUUGAUGUCCAAAUGGAAGAUCUGAAGGAGGUUUUGAAGGCAUCCAAUGACAAGUACGAAAGCAUGCUUGAUGAAUCGAAUCAGGAGAUAAACCAUCUAACAAAAAUGAUGAAUCAAUCAACAUUAGAGCAUGAAAAUCAAAAGGCCGAGUGGGAGGUGAAAGAGUUGGAGCUGAAAAACUGCGUAAAGAGGUUAGAGGAAGAAAAAUCAUUGGCUGAACAGUCGGGGCUGAAUUAUGAAGACACUAAGGCCGAGUGGGAACAGAAGGAGCUGCAGCUUGUGAGUAGUGUAAAAAAAUCAGAAGAAGAGAAGUCCUCAAUGGAGAAAGAAAUAAUGAGGCUGGUGCACUUGCUUAGGGAAGCAGAGGAAAAAGCUGGUGCAGCACAGGAGGAAGGAUCUCAGUUGAGGAGUUCACUCAGGGAAGCAAUGUCAGAAACAGUUUCCUUAAGCGAAGCCCAUAAUGAAGCUGAGGCUGAGAGUUUGAAGUUGAAGGACAGUCUGCUUGGCAAAGAAAAUGAACUGCAAAACAUGAUUAGAGAAAAUGAACGGCUUCGGGCUGCAGAAGAUGCAAAUGUCUGGAAGAUAGAUGAAUUAACCAAAUUGCUUGAAGAAGCGAAAACCUACCAAAGAACCCGUGAAAAUGGUGAGCUCUCAGACAGUGACAAAGACAAAGAGUAUGAUAUGCUCCCAAAAGUGGUAGAAUUUUCUGAAGAAAAUGGAUACUCUGGGGAGAAUAAGCCAACUGUAGAGCUUCAACCUCAUCAAACAGAGGCAGGUGAGAAGCAAUUGCCUGUUGAAAUGAGCAAUGGUGUGAGCAGGGGAGCUCAAACUGUUGAUGUUUUAGCUGAGCCUAAGAAUAAUGAUAAUGACAAACCUACUGUGGUAGCAGAGAAUAAAGAGAAGCCACGAGAUGAAACCCCGGAAUCUGAAGCAAAGAUGUGGGAAAGCUACAAGGUUGAUAGAGAUGUCUCGACUGAGAUGGAAACAGAACAAGGUUCGUUGGACGACGAAGUUGAUUCCAAGACCGAAACUGCUGAAACCUUUGAUCAGGUAAACGAGCUACCAUUAGAUAACGGUGCAAACUCUGACUCAAAACAACAGCAGAAGAAGAAAAAACCUUUGUACCGGAAGUUUGGAAAUCUAAUCAAGAAGGGGAUUAGCCCCCAAAAGUAGGUUAUUUUAGGGACUGCAAGAUAGCAGGUAAGAAUAUGCUUGUUCAUUUGGCUUCUUUUCAAAAGGGAAAGUGUGAAGAAGCUUGUAUUAUGUCUAGAUUCUUUUUUUCUUUUAUCUUUUUUUAUAUUCUUCUUCUCAUGGUUUAUCCUCCGCGUAAGGAGUGAUGAGUAUGUGAUGUCUUUUAUUAUCCGGUUUUUUACCCUUUGGCUUUGUAAGUGACAGAAAGGGAUUAUAAAUUUGAACUACAUCAAUAUGUUUAUUGCUGGUGAAAGUGAUCUGAAUUUCUGUCAUUUCACUUCUAGGCUGAUUUGCUCUUUA